Molecule: messenger RNA, 1341 nt
Organism: Chenopodium quinoa (quinoa)
Lineage: Eukaryota; Viridiplantae; Streptophyta; Magnoliopsida; Caryophyllales; Amaranthaceae
Exons: 8
Coding region: 216-1067 (283 amino acids)
Source: RefSeq, a predicted model, not a curated record
UAUCCAGUCAACACGGAGUUGAAUCCUGAUCUAUUACGAACUCCACUCACAAAACAAAGCCUCCUAUUUCGUCAUCUCUUUAUCAAACUACCUUACCUGCCCAUUUCAAAAACUUCAAAAUUCAUUUUCACUCUAUUCAAAAAAAUCAAAAACUUAGGGUUUCUCUCUUUCUCUCUCUAAAAAUUCUGUAGAUCGAAGAACUCUGAGUCAUAAAAAUGGUGUCGCAGGAUUAUAUACAGAAAAUGGAGGUUCGGCAGAACUUCCGCAACCUCUGGCACACUGACCUUCUUCGCACUAUUCAGGCUGAUACUCCUUAUUGCUGUUUGUCGUUGUUCUGUGCUCCAUGUGUAUCAUAUAUGCUGCGUAAACGUGCUCUUUACAAUGACAUGUCAAGAUAUGUAUGCUGUGCAGGUUAUAUGCCUUGCAGUGGUCGGUGUGGUGAAAGCAAAUGCCCUGAAUUUUGUCUUGCAACUGAGGUCUUUCUCUGCUUUGGGAAUUCGGUGGCCUCCACUCGUUUCAUGUUACAGGAUGAGUUCAACAUACAAACAACUCAAUGUGAUAACUGCAUAAUUGGUUUUAUGGUCUGCCUGAACCAAAUUGCAUGCAUAUUUUCUAUAGUAGCAAUGAUUGUGGGAAGUCAAGAAAUCCAAGAAGCAUCUCAAUUGUUGAAUUGCCUUUCUGAUUUGGUUUACUGCACUGUCUGUGCGUGUAUGCAGACACAGCAUAAGAUUGAAAUGGACAAGCGAGAUGGCAAGUUUGGGCCUCAGCCGAUGGCAGUGCCCCCAGUUCAGCAGAUGUCUCGGAUUGACCAGCCGUAUCCUCCCACUGUUGGAUAUCCAUCUCAACCUCAAGGAUAUCCACCUCAGCCUCAUGGAUAUCCACCCCAAGGAUAUCCUCCUCAAGCUCAUGGAUAUCCACCUCAGCCUCAUGGAUAUCCACCCCAAGGAUAUCCUCCUCAAGCUCAUGGAUAUCCACCUCAACCUCAAGAAUAUCCUGCUCCGGGCUACCCACCAGCGGGCUCUGCUUAUCCUCCUCAAGGCUACCCACCCGCUGGCUAUCCCAAGUGAUCCCCUCUUGCUAUUUGAAGUGGUCUAAAAUAUUUGAUUCAUUGUGUUGAGCUAUGCGUGAUAUACAUAGAUUACCCUUAAUUAUUCAUUGUUGUAGCAGUGCUGCGGCGUCUAUUGUAGAUUCUAUCCAUUAAAACUUGUCUAAGAUACGCUGUGUCUUAUCUUUUUUUUUUUUUUUUUUUUUUUUUUUUUUUUUGUCUGAAUGUUCGUAAAUUGUAAUCUGCACAAUGCUAAUAUUGGAAAUUCCAGUCGAAGAGUGGUGUCUUAUAGACUA